AUGGGAGGCAACCAGACGUGGAUCACAGAGGUCACCCUGCUGGGAUUCCAAGUUGAGCCAGCCCUGGAGUAUUUUCUCUUUGAGUUUUUUUCUGUGUUCUAUAUCUUUACCCUGCUUGGGAAUGGGAUAAUCCUUGGAAUGAUAUCCCUGGAACCCAGGCUACACACCCCCAUGUACUUCUUCCUCUCACACCUGGCCAUCCUUGACAUGUUCUAUGCUUCCAACAAUGUCCCGAAGAUGCUGGCCAACCUUGUGAACCAGAAGAGAACCAUCUCCUUUGCUGCAUGUAUCAUGCAGACGUUCUUCUAUUUGGCCUUUACUGCUACAGAGUGCUUGAUUCUGGCAGCCAUGUCCUAUGAUCGAUACGUGGCCAUCUGUCACCCCUUACACUACACUGUCAUCAUGACUUGGAGAGUGUGCACCAUCUUGGCUGCUGCUUCCUGGGGGGUUAGCUUACUCUUAGAUAUGGUUCAGGUAACCCUUAUCCUGAGGCUGCCCUUCUGUGGGCCUCAUGAAGUCAACCACUUCUGUGAAAUCCUGUCUGUCCUCAAGCUGGCCUGUGCUGACACGACACUCAACCAAACCAUCAUCUUUGCAGCCUGUGUGUUCAUCUUAGUAGGGCCCCUCUGCUUGGUGCUCAUCUCCUACACCCGCAUCCUGGUGACCAUCCUGAAGAUCCAGUCCCGUGUGGGCCGCAGGAAGGCCUUCUCCACCUGCUCCUCCCACCUCUGUGUGGUCGGGCUCUUCUUUGGCAGUGCCAUCGUCAUGUACAUGGCCCCCAAGUCCCGCCAUCCUGAGGAGCAGCAGAAGAUCCUUUCCCUGUUUUACAGGCUUUUCAACCCUGUGCUGAAUCCCUUGAUCUACAGCCUGAGGAAUGCUGAGGUCAAGGGUGCCCUAAGAAGGAUGUUGUGGAAGGAGAAGUAG
Nannospalax galili (Upper Galilee mountains blind mole rat) is the source of this 924-nucleotide messenger RNA. RefSeq names its product olfactory receptor 2A12-like. Gene Ontology annotation, biological process: G protein-coupled receptor signaling pathway. Gene Ontology annotation, molecular function: olfactory receptor activity; G protein-coupled receptor activity. The transcript has a single exon. The record is from RefSeq and is a predicted model, not a curated record. Gene Ontology annotation, cellular component: membrane. NCBI's taxonomy places the organism in Eukaryota, Metazoa, Chordata, Mammalia, Rodentia, Spalacidae. The coding region runs from base 1 to 924 and encodes 307 amino acids.